This is a messenger RNA of Actinia tenebrosa (Australian red waratah sea anemone), 1102 nucleotides long. RefSeq lists its product as uncharacterized. The record is from RefSeq and is a predicted model, not a curated record. Lineage: Eukaryota; Metazoa; Cnidaria; Anthozoa; Actiniaria; Actiniidae.
CCUUGAAAGUUGCGACCUUUUGCUCUCACCAAGACUCUCAAGUUUUUAAGAGAAUGAAGAUGGUCAAUUUAAGACUUGUACUUCUUUUGGCUUCUGUUUCGUUUCUUGGGUCCCACAUGGCUCAAGCUAACGCAUCCAGAGAAGAAGACGAGGGAAGUUCUGGAACCAAUACUAUUCUUCAAACAAACUCCGAGGAAGAUUUAAGUGGUGACGAAAGUGGAGCAGUUGAAUUGGAAUUACCUGAACUUCCAUCAGAAGAAAAUGCACCAGAAAUAGGUCUAAAUGACAGCAGUUAUCAAAGUCGUUCCAAGAGGAGCGAACCGGUUUUUAAAUGCCACUGUUGGAUUGGAUGGCGAUAUUACAUUAAAUACAAAUAUGUGGACUUUGGCGAGAUUGGUCUGUAUCCGAGACGAGAGGCAUGUAAGCACGAAUGUUCCACGAAAUGUGCACCUUGGUUGGAGAAGAAAGAAUUGUUAUGUCAAAAGAUUGGGGGGCGCUAUGACUCAAGAAAGCAACGCUCUGUAGGCUGUUUCAGUCAGUUUGGUUACCCCAACAGUCAAGAAAACAUCUGGGAGUUUAACAACUUACCAUUUGAAUUGUGCUGUCAGUCAACUGGAAUCAAUUGUGCGGCCUUAUAUGGUCCUAGAUUCUACUACAACUCGUGUCUCGGGUUGUGCGUGAAAAAUACCAAAUCAUGCUGUCCUCCGUGGCUCAUCAACAACCGUCCUUCUACUCCACACUGCUGUGACAACCAUAAAUUCAGCGUUUGCAAGAAGCCCAAAUGUGGAGUUCAUAGCGUACCAUGCCCAAACGACAAAUAAAUAGUUGACCCCUAAAUACACUUAUUUAAAAUGUUGAUAUUAGUUAGAAUUUGUUUGUGGGAGGAGAGGGAAGGGAAAAUUUUGCUCCUAGAACCCAGCCCACUUUGAUGUUCCUGAUUCCAGUAUUUCAUAAAAUUAGAACGGUAGACGAAAGAGAAAAAAAAGGUUGCUUAAACUGCAACAAAUUAAAUAUGCGAUAAGAAACAAAUUUAGUAUAGUAGUAGUAAAGUACAGUACAAAUUUAAGUAAUAAACAGAAAUAAUAAAAUAAGUUAUACUUUC